AUGGGGGAUGAAAACCAAACCGGGACGAUCUACUUCCACUUCCACCCCUUCUCAAUGGUACCCGGCGUGCAGAUGCUGAUUUUCGUGGCCUUCCUGCUCAUGUACCUCGUCAGCAUCUUGGGAAACGUGACUGUUGGUCUGCUGAUCUGGGCCAAUCCCUCUCUCCACUCUCCCAUGUACUUCUUCCUUGCCAACCUGGCAGCGCUGGAGAUCUGCUAUUCCUCCACCAUCGCUCCCUUGACCCUGGCCAACGUCCUGUCCGUGGGGAACGGCUUCAUUUCCCUCGUGGGCUGCGGCACGCAGAUGUUCUUCUUCAUCUUUCUGGGUAGCACCGACUGCAUCGUCCUGGCCGUCAUGGCAUACGACCGGUUUGUUGCCAUCUGCCAACCGCUGCUUUACCCCCUCAUCAUGAGGCGGCAGCUUUGUGUCCGACUGGCGGUGGGAUCCUUGGCGUUGGGACUCACGAUGGCCGUGCCUUUAACGGUGCUGAUCUUCCGCCUCCCCUUCCGCCGCAACGGUGAGAUCGGUCUCUUCUACUGCGACGUCCUCCCCGUCAUCCGGCUGGCAAGUGCGGACACUCGACUUCACGAAGCUGUCGUGCUCGCGUUCAGUGUGGUCGCCUUGACCAUUCCCUUCCUGUUCAUCGCCACCUCCUACGUCUUCAUCGUGGCCACCGUCUUGAGGAUCCGCUCGGCAGAGGGGAGGAGCAAGGCGUUCUCCACUUGCUCUUCUCACCUCACGGUCGUCGUCCUCCAGUAUGGCUGUACCAGCCUCAUCUACCUCUGUCCCAGCUCCAGCUACUCACCGGAGAGAGGCCGGGUGCUCUCCGUGAUUUACACCUUCAUUACACCAGUGCUGAACCCAGUCAUCUAUGGCCUGAGGAAUCAGGAGUUCAAGAAUGCCCUGAAGAGAGCCCUGAGGAAGGACAAGGGGGAAUGGAGCAUGUUGCAGUUUCAGAGUAAUCAAGGCUUCCCGGAAGACUGUGCCAUCAUCGACAUCGUCACCACCUCCAUCGCAGCACAAAAUUGA
Molecule: messenger RNA, 1029 nt
Organism: Tachyglossus aculeatus (Australian echidna)
Lineage: Eukaryota; Metazoa; Chordata; Mammalia; Monotremata; Tachyglossidae
Product: olfactory receptor 10V1-like
Exons: 2
Coding region: 1-1029 (342 amino acids)
Biological process (GO): G protein-coupled receptor signaling pathway
Cellular component (GO): membrane
Molecular function (GO): G protein-coupled receptor activity; olfactory receptor activity
Source: RefSeq, a predicted model, not a curated record